This is a messenger RNA of Trematosphaeria pertusa, 868 nucleotides long. RefSeq lists its product as uncharacterized. The record is from RefSeq and is a predicted model, not a curated record. NCBI's taxonomy places the organism in Eukaryota, Fungi, Ascomycota, Dothideomycetes, Pleosporales, Trematosphaeriaceae. Bases 181 to 669 code for a protein of 162 amino acids. The transcript has a single exon.
GCGGCCCUUCAAUUGCCCAAGGCCCGCCUUGCUCCCAGUGCCGCCCCGGAAGCGGUAACGUGAGAAUUUGUCGAGAAGGCGAGGUUGAGUGACGUCGCAUGCGGCGCAUCCAAGCUCAGCCGAGAAUCUUGGACUGUGAGCUUACCCAACUUGGCUGUUCUUGUUCCGUAACGCUUUGCCAUGGCGUUAUUGCUUGUUUGGAUGGCAUCAUCUAGCGGCCCUAGGCCAUUUCGACAAAUGCGAUGCUACCGCAUGCUAAUCCUCAGCCCAUUGUUUUGCUUUUCUCCGGCCAUGAUGGACGAGCAUCACGCGAACAAGGCCUUUGCGCAGGCCAGAUGCGAGCUGCAAUCAAUGGUGCUGUGUCGUAAAUUCCGGGCCAUGAUGAUGUCCCCCGCGCAUCUUCUACGCAGUCUAGAAGGAAGACUUAGCGACAGCGGAACCUCCCUCUGGUCGUGCACAGCGGCGUCGCAGAAUGCACGUAGGGGCUGUCGCGUGACCUGCAAGUUCACUGGGGAGCCAUAUGCCGCCUGUUCCGGAUGCACAGACUGGGAACUAAAACACUCAAAAACUCCUCGAGGCCACCAAGAUAGACCAUGUGCCAUCUCCAUCCCCGCAAACGCUCUCGGUUGCUCGCACGAUGGGCCGAGCGACGACAAGUGCGACGAGUAGUGCUCAAGGGAGCGUACUCGAUCAGCUUCACCUCCUGCCAUAUAUUGCCCAAGUAUCCAUGCCAGUCAGCUUGAGAACGCAAUCGAGCGGCAGGACCUUAGCUUCUGGAGGCCGUUACUCCCGAGGGUGACAGUGCAUCCCCACAAUCACGCGAGCAGCCGCUUCAUUGCUUUUUGCGCCCGCAGUGCGGAGGAAGGAU